CCUCCAUCGACAAUCAUUGCCCCGCAACAAACUUAAAACCCUUGGGCACCGUCGGUGACAUCUAGGGCAUGGAGAGGCCGCGAGCGCGGCGGCAGAUCGACGGAAUGCGGCGGAGUUCAAUUGCUGCAUGUCGAUGGAACUGGCCAGGAUUACCUCGAGGUGUUAGAUUUGAUCCAUCUGAUGAGGAGUUGAUGUGGCAUUUACUUGCAGAGACUGGGGAAGGGGAGGCGGAGCCUCAUCCCUUUAUUGGUGAAUUCAUUAUUUCCCUUAAUGAAGAUAAUCAAACUUUUUAUUCAUCUCCUCACAAACUACCUGGUAUAAAGAAGGAUGGAAGUCUGUCCUACUUUUUCCAUAAAUCAUUAAAGGCACACGAGAAUAAGAGGCAAAUGCCUAGAAAGAUUCUGAAUGGUGACUUGGGCAAUGUUUGCUGGCAUAAAAUUGGCAAGACUAAACCAGUGUGCAUAGAUGGAGUUCAGAAAGGUUUGAAAACAAUUAUGGUUCUAUACAUGAGCAUGUCAGACAGUGACAAGCCAAAGAAAACCAACUGGAUGAUGCAUCAGUAUCAUGUUGGUGGUGAAGAGCAUGUGGAGGGAGAUCUUGUUAUUUCUAAAAUCUUUUAUCAGGUGAAGUUCAGGCAAGAUGACAAGAUUGCACAUGAUCUUGGUCUAAAUAACACUGCUGGCACAGAAGAGAAGGUUGCAGUUGCUCCAAGAUUAUGUGGAAUUAGAGGUCAUGCACAAAAUUCCAAUUCAAUCUCCAUGGAGGUGCCAUGUCAGGCUGAAGAAAAACGUACUUAUGCUGGGCUACGGAACUUUGACUACAAUAAUGGUUUUUCUAAAGAAGCUUCGAAUAUCAAUAUAAGUCUGUCUCAAUUUUUAUCAGAUCCUCAGCAGCAGGAGAAUGACAACUUAGCAUGUCCUGGGCAUGCGCAGCACCAAUCUCAUUGUGGACUUGAAGUGGAAAGGAGUAAAUCAUGUAUAUCUGAUAAAGCAGAAAUAAGUCAUCAUGGCCGGGAAGAAGUUCUGGUGAGACCCGAUGUUGUUAUGGAUAAUUAUGAUCCUAAGGAAUCAUCAUACUCAGGAAAAAUGUAUUUUAAUACGGCUCAAGAAGGAAAAUCAUCUUGGAAUAUGUUAACUUCAUCUCAAAGUGCGCUAGACGGUCAAGGUCAUACCAGAAGUUCAUUCCUAACACCUGCUCCUGAGGUCAAAUUUGAAACUUCUGGACAAGCAGGGUUUGAUCUCCACGAUUCUAAUAUGGAUGACCAUUCUGUUCUAUCAGGUCAUUCUACUCAGGUGAAGGUUGAACCCUUUUAUCAUAUGCAACAAAUCUCAUGCAAUGAAGUCAGUGAUAGUAUCUCCCCUGCUGCUGUGGGAAUGUCUGAGCUAUUAUGUGAAUCUGGACGCAAUGAUGAGAUUGAUCAUGUUACGUUGCAAGAACGGUAUAAAUUGAUGCUAUCCAGUAGAAAUCGAGCCCUUGAUGGUCAAAGUAACUUGGAAUUUAGUGGAAAUAUUGAGAAAUGUGCUACUGUAUUUGCUUCACAUAAUAGGAUACAGGGUAAAGACAGUGAAAUUCUCCCUAGAGAAGAGAGACGUGAAGCUCCGUUGGUCCAUUUGGAAUCAAGUGACAAUGUCUGUGCACCCGAGGAUUCUUCUUUCAGGCUUAACACCAAUAACAUGAAAAAUUGCUUUGGUGGAAAUAUUAAGGAUGGAAUUCAACCUAAUAAUGCACAAUUUCUGCAUGAAGAAUGUCAUCAUCACAGCACUCAAUAUGACUAUGCAAGAUCUAAUCCAGUAACAGACUCACCAGGUGUUGUGUUAUCAGAUGGUCAUCUUGCAGUUGGUCAGUCUUUUCCAAGUUUAAUGUUAGAAGCUGACAGAUCUGAUGAAAAUGGAGCUUCGGGGAAUUUACUUGCGUGUGAAGCAUCUUCUCCAGAAGUUAGGUUGCCUGUUAAUACGAGAGAACCUGGACAUUUGCAUGAUAUGGAUGCCACUAUGCACUCUUCUAUGACUGCUCCAUGUCUCUGUGAAGUCACAAGUCCAGAUGACUCCUCCCCUGGAAGAUGCAAAUCUCAGCAACAUCAGGAACAUAGCUGCAGAUGUUCAGAUGGAACAGGCAUUUUAGGCGCUGAACUGCUUGAUUCAGUAGAAAGGAUACUGCAUCAUAAUGAUUGCAAUCAUCCAAGUAAGACAACUAAAUUUGUCUUCCCCAUUGAAGUUAAAGCGGAGCCGUCGGAAGAAAUUACCAAGUGUAUCCCUGAAAAGAAUGCUAAGGAACUUUCAAGUUCUUUUUCUGAAAGAUUCUCGAGUUCCAACAAAAAUCUUCUUGCUUCAGUUCUGUCGAGCUGUUCUGUCAGUGGCCGUCAUGAGGACCAUCCAUCAAUCUUGCCAGAGAUCUAUAUUGUCAAGAAGGAAAAUAUUGAUGGACCAGCGACAGACUUUAUAGAUCAUAUUCCACUAAUGGAACGGAUGCAGAUGUUAUCCUCAACUAGUGUCGCUAACUUGAGUCAUGAUAAAAGUGUGGACAAUGCUCUACAAGCUCUACCCUCUCCAGAAUGCGGUUCUUCUAAUGUAAAUCCUGAAAAAAAGCGUUUCUCGCUCAGGAGGAAAAGGAAAAAGACUGCCACGGACUCGGUGGAAGCAGCGCUUGAGGAAGAUGCUCCUGGACUUUUACAGGUUCUACUUGAUAAAGGUAUAACUGUUGAGGAAAUUAAGCUUUAUGGGAUUGUAGACAACAAUGCAGAUUUACCUAUUUGCUCCUCUGAGGAUUCUUUUGAAGAACUUGAGACUGUAAUAGCCAAGUUAUUUUCUGAAGGUCCAUCCGUUUUUAAGUUCCCUCACGUGAGGCAAAUAAAGGGAUUUAAAGCUGUUUACUGUUUAGCCUGCUUGAUUUCACUUAUUGAACAGGCUCGAUAUCUCCGCUUUCAUCGGAGCCCUGUUGAGUGGGGAUGGUGUAGGGACCUGCAAUCUUUCAUUUUUGUAUUUGAGAGGCAUAAUAGGAUAGUUUUGGAACGUCCCGAAUAUGGGUAUGCUACAUAUUUCUUUGAGCUAGUUGGCUCUUUGCCCAUUGACUGGCAGAUUAGAAGGUUGGUAACAGCAAUGAAGCUUCCUUGCUGUAGCAGAACAAUCUUACUUGAGAACAAGCCCCUGGUGGUUGGCGAAGAUCUGACAGAAGGAGAGGCUCUUGUCAUGGAGGGAUAUGGUUGGAUUCGAAACACUGGUCUGGGGACAUUGCUCAAUUACUGCGAUAGGGUUGUGCAUGAUAAGAAAAUGGAGAGGUACAACUCAGAAUGGAGGAACAAGAUUGGUAAGCUGCUAAUGAAAGGCCAUGAUGGCGGACGCACUAUACUCUCUAAUCUUCCAAAGAAGGUUGCUCGAUAUAUGGAGUAUCGAAAUCCAGAAGUUAAGCAAGAUGCACCCGUACCCUCUAAUCUCCCGAAGAAGGUUGCUCAAUAUAUUGAGUAUCAACAUCCAGAAGUUAAGCUGGAGCUGGAAGUGUAGUGUAUAGACACCGAUGAAGACAAUAGCAAUGUAAAUAUUGGGUUUGAGCAGUAAUUUAACAGCAAGAAAUCUACAAGCCGUGUAUGUGCUGUUGUUUAUUUGUGGUGUUCAUCUUUGCUCCAACAGAUACAUGAUGCUUGUAAAGUUGUUUUGUCUGCCUCCUAAAUAUCUUAGACGGUGCUUGUGUUUGCUGCUCCUGGAUGAAGUAGGGGCAGUCUCUUCAAUAACGUCUAGUUGUAACAUAGGUCAUCCAGCUAAAAAACGUACGUUUAGCGAGUUGUUUUCCUUCAUUUGA
Asparagus officinalis (garden asparagus) is the source of this 3792-nucleotide messenger RNA. RefSeq lists its product as uncharacterized. The record is from RefSeq and is a predicted model, not a curated record. Gene Ontology annotation, biological process: regulation of DNA-templated transcription. NCBI's taxonomy places the organism in Eukaryota, Viridiplantae, Streptophyta, Magnoliopsida, Asparagales, Asparagaceae. The coding region runs from base 69 to 3497 and encodes 1142 amino acids. The transcript has 14 exons. Gene Ontology annotation, molecular function: DNA binding.